AUGGCCCGUGACCGAGGCAUGACGAAGAAUGAAAGCGAGGCGAAACGGAAGGCGGAGAAUUUUGACGUCCCACAACUUGGACAAGAUGCAGCAGAGAGGAAGAGAGCCCUGAACGUCCUCGCUCAGCGGCGUUACCGACAGCGACGAAGGGAACAGCUGGAACGACUCCGGGCACAAGCAAACACAACUGAUGACUUCGAUUUGCCCAGGACUCAGAGCGACGCUGCAGACGUUCAUACGACGCACAAUGUUGACUCGGUUCAGUCUCUGACCCAGGUUCAUUCAGAAUCACGACUCACCUGGUCGGAUGAGGAUGGAUCAGCGUUGGUCCCUGGCGUCUACGAUGGAGACCGGCUACCCGAGGCCGUUGUCUCUCAACAAGAUUACCUGCCAGUCUUUCCCGAGAACACUUUAAACUUCUCGACAGAGGACCAGUGCCUAUGGGACCCCUUGCUUUACUAUCCAGCCUCCGCAAGCACCUCUCCAUCGGGUAGAACGAGCUCUCCUUCAAGUGGAAGUGCAGCCUUGUCUUUGAUAUCUGCACCAGUGGCACGAAGGAUAUCGGAGGCAGCAAAAUCAUCCAUUACAGCGGCAACUACACCGUAUUCGUUUUCCGACGAAGCAAAUUUUGACAUGCCUGAGGUGAAACUGCUCAGCGGCUGUGCCUCUAGUGCCAGGCGACUGAAUGUCCAGGAUCUCAUUUGGUCGAUCACCUCACUCUCGCCCUUUGCGGAGCCUGGCAUAGCAAUGGCUCAAUUCAACCACUUGCCUGUGAAUCUCCGACCGACAUCUAAUCAAAUGUCGAUACCACAUCACCCUAUUAUCGAUCUGUUACCUUGGCCAUCGGUGCGCGACAGGAUGAUCAUGAUACUUUCUCAGCCGCCCGAAGUUCGACCACCAAGUGCAGCAUUGCCAACGGCGCUCUUCGAAUUCGUAUAUGAUCUUGAAGACAGUGCCGAGGGGAUGCGGAUCUUUGAAAACGAUCCUUAUUCCGAGCAGAACUGGGAGAUCGGCGAAAAGGUCUUCAAGUCGUGGUGGUGGAUGUUUGACAAAGACAUCAUCCGCCGAAGUAAUCAACUGCGCGCGUUUCGAGGGGCUCCAAUGUUGGGCAGUGGGAGCGUAUUGGGAGAGGUGGCCUGGUUCUGGCAACAUUAUGCAUGGGACAUUUGUCUCUUCGAGGGAUCGCUCUCUCCGGAAAGCAUGACUGACCAGAUGUGCUCCUUUCUAUGGUCAGUUGGAUCUUCAGACAUAACAAAGAGCACAACUGUGCGGCGCUCGAGUGAGUCAGGGCGGGUUGAGUAG
Molecule: messenger RNA, 1302 nt
Organism: Capronia coronata CBS 617.96
Lineage: Eukaryota; Fungi; Ascomycota; Eurotiomycetes; Chaetothyriales; Herpotrichiellaceae
Exons: 1
Coding region: 1-1302 (433 amino acids)
Source: RefSeq, a predicted model, not a curated record